UCUCAAUUUCUUUGUCCCCUUUCUUUGUUUGUGAGAAAACUGGGGUAAAGAAAGAGAGAGAAAAACCACCUUCUUCAUCUCUCUCUUUCUCUUUAUUCUGCAUUUUAAUAAUAAUAAAAAAAAGUUUGGGAGAGAUUUGAAGGUAUUUGUUAAGGUUUGGAUUUGUGUUUUGUUGUGGGGGCUGCAAACAAACCACCAUGAAUAAUAUGAUGAGAAAGUUGAAAAGCAUUGCUGCUGGCAAGACUUCUCUUCUUCCAGAUUCUGGAGGGGAUGAUUUUAUGACAAACGGAGAUAACUUUGGUGACGAUAUUGAAAGCAAUGCAAAUGAUAGUAAUGAUAGGGGGCAUCACAUAAAAGAAGCUAAUGGAACAUCUAAUUCCAAAAAUGUAGCUAAAGAAUUGCACGAAAUCAAAAUUAGGGAUGAGAAAAGCAAAACCAACAAUGGAAAGGAUAUAGAAGCAACAAUAGUGAAUGGUAAUGGAACAGAAACAGGUCAAAUAAUCACUACUGCUAUUACUGGUCGCGAUGGACUAUCAAAACAGACAAUCUCAUACAUGGCAGAACGUGUGGUUGGUACCGGUUCUUUUGGUGUUGUUUAUCAGGCUAAGUGUGUUGAAACGGGUGAAUUAGUUGCAAUAAAGAAAGUGUUGCAAGACAAGAGAUACAAGAACAGGGAACUGCAAGUGAUGAGAAUUCUUGACCAUACAAAUGUUCUUAAACUAAAGCAUUGCUUCUAUUCAAUGGCAAAUAAAGAUGAAUUGUACCUUAAUCUUGUUUUGGAGUAUGUUCCUGAAACUGUCUAUAGAGUCUCAAAGCAAUAUGUCAGGGUGCACCAACAUAUGCCUGCAAUUUAUAUUCAACUAUAUGCAUACCAAAUAUGCCGUGGUUUAAAUUAUUUGCAUCAUGUGAUCAAUGUGUGUCACCGUGACAUCAAGCCCCAAAAUCUCUUGGUUAACCCCCAAACUCAUCAGUUAAAGAUAUGUGAUUUUGGGAGUGCAAAGAUGUUGGUGCCUGGUGAACCAAACAUAUCAUACAUAUGCUCAAGGUAUUAUAGAGCUCCAGAACUAAUAUUUGGGGCAACAGAAUACACAACUGCCAUAGAUGUUUGGUCAGCUGGUUGUGUUUUAGCUGAGCUUAUGUUAGGACAGCCAAUGUUUCCUGGAGAGAGUGGGGUGGAUCAAUUAGUAGAGAUUAUUAAGAUUUUGGGAACACCAACCAAAGAAGAAAUAAAGUGCAUGAAUCCAAAUUACAACGAGUUUAAGUUUCCACAAAUAAAAGCUCAUCCAUGGCAUAAGGUUUUUCCCAAAGCAAUGCCUCCUCAAGCAAUAGAUCUAGUGUCAAGGAUGCUUCAAUAUUCACCUAAUCUACGUUGCACUGCUUUGGAAGCGUGUGCUCACCCAUUCUUUGAUGAUCUCCGAAACCCUAACAUAACCUUGCCAAAUGGGCGACCACUACCACCUUUGUUUGAUUUCACAGCUCAAGAACUAGCGGAUGCACCCGAUGAGUUGCGUCGACGUCUAAUUCCAGAGCAUGCAAGAAAUUAAUUGAAGCAAUUGUGACACAUUAUUUGUAGAUAUGGUUUUUUGAUGAUUAAUUAGAUAUUCAAAUUAAACCAGCAAUGCUUUCACAUACAUACAUACAUACAUAUAUAAUAUAAUAUUAAUAAUUUUAUUAUAUUAUAUUAUAUAAUAUAUGUAUGUACAUAUAUAUAUAUAUCUUCCAUAACAGACAACAGUUUAGGUUUCUUUGCUGUCCAACCUAUGCACAAACAUGACACAAAAUUAUGAACCUUAACAUGUACACCUCACCGUGUAAUAACCUCUUUAUGAUGGACCAUUUUUAAAGACCACCAUCCAUAAUAUCAAGAGACCAUGUUGUUAUUAAUUAGUUUAUUUGAUCAAUUGUAGGAAUGUAUGGUUGGG
Molecule: messenger RNA, 1922 nt
Organism: Arachis stenosperma
Lineage: Eukaryota; Viridiplantae; Streptophyta; Magnoliopsida; Fabales; Fabaceae
Product: shaggy-related protein kinase theta-like
Exons: 13
Coding region: 198-1544 (448 amino acids)
Biological process (GO): protein phosphorylation; signal transduction
Cellular component (GO): cytoplasm
Molecular function (GO): ATP binding; protein serine/threonine kinase activity
Source: RefSeq, a predicted model, not a curated record